Messenger RNA from Pocillopora meandrina, 3923 nucleotides. The record is from the annotation of a GenBank genome assembly. Lineage: Eukaryota; Metazoa; Cnidaria; Anthozoa; Scleractinia; Pocilloporidae.
AUGGCAGAAGAAGCCCUACGAUCAACAAGUCUUAAAGCAAAUUUUCAUCGCCUGACACGAUUACUGAUGCGUGGAGGUGUGAAUUUUUUGCGGGAGACAUUUGACUCCAUUCACUCACCAGCUGAUCUCCCUUUGAGACUCGCUGAUCCUGCCAUACAGGUACAGCUGAGAGGAGCGAGACUUACCCAGCCAGAGGGGGCUUGUCUGAACCCAUCCCUAGGGAUGUGUGGAAAGUCCAACGAUUUUGACAGUAUAUUAAUCUUCAAGUUACUCAGGACAAUAUGCAACCUGACCCCUCCCCCUGGACAGAGAGGAUGGGAUGAUUUACCAAACGGCUCAGACCACACACGAGUGGCAGAUUUAGUGCGAAUAAAAUAUUAUCGAAAUGAGAUUCAUGGUCACCGUCACAGCAUGGAAAUAUCUGACACGGAGUUUGUUCGUCUCUGGAAGGAAAUUAUUGAGGCUCUGUUACGAAUUGCGGCAAAUAUUAGUCCUGCAAAGAGAGAUGAAUGGAAGAAGUCCAUUGACGAUCUUCUCUGUAAACCUUUGACGCCAGAUGAGGAAAGAUGCAUUGAAGAGCUAGAGACCUGGUAUAUGCAAGAUCUGGAAAUUGAAAAUGAAGUGGUAAAGCUAAGAGAGGAUAUGGGGUCUCUAAGAGUCACGACAGCCGCGGUUUUAGGUCAGUAAAAGAGUAAAUUUAAUUCCCCAUCAGACAAAAAUAAGGAAACCUUAUCCUCAGUUCCCUUUAAUGUUAAUCCAGUGUUUCCAUUUUUCCCGAAGAUUGUCAUUUAACUACUUUGAUCUCACGCAUUUGCUUUAAAUAUAAAUUUACAAAACACCAAUAGUGCUCGUAGAAAAGGUUGUGGUUAUUCAUCGUGGUGAAUAACAAUAAAAGCUAACAUAGUUUGAUGCUACUCUGGUUUACAGAUUUAAUGAAUGUAACCGAAGAAGUUACAAUUCAUAGACCCAACGUUUCGACACUCCUGUCUAGUGCCUUCAUCAGGGGUGAUCUAAACGCUUCAACAAGAGGUCUUUUAUAUGAUCACUAAUUAGCGGCCUUUUUUCUGACGAGGUGUAAAUAGGCGUCAGGAAGCAAACCGCCAUCGUCACGAUUUAAAGGAGCGUGGGCGGAGUUAAUAUGCCAAGCCUCCAAACAAAGGCGCUGGUGGUAACGCCGAUUAGUGGUGAUAAUUUUAGAAUUAUCCCACCCAAUUGUAUGGAUGGUUAGGCAUGUAUGCUCCGAUAAAGCUGAAUUUUCCUUUUUGCAAAGAAAAACCGCUUUUUGGUGCUCUUUUAACCGUGUACCUAACUGACGUUUGGUCUGUCCGAUGUAUUCGUUGUCACAGUCAUUGCAAGGAAUAGAGUAAAUGGCGUCGGUUCGUUGUUCUUUCGUGACAGGAUCCUUAGGUUUGGCGAAAAUAUGCCCCAAAGUCUGAAAAGGUUUUUGAGCAACUUUAACGUUGUGGCUAUUCAAAAUUCUCUUGAUGGGUUCCGUAACACCCUGUAUGUAAGGAAUAACAGCAAAACCAGUCGCUGGUUCCCUUUCAUCAAGAGCGUUACUAUUUGUAACUGGUUUUUGGCAGUUACGGAGAAAAGUUUUUGUAUAGCCAUUUGCCUUUAGGACAUUGGAAACAUAUUUCCUCUCCUCAGCCUUCGAAUCGAGUGAAGAUGGUAGACAGUCAGCCCUCCUAAGUAAAUUUUUGGCUACAGACUUUUUAUGGCAAAUAGGGUGGUGAGAAUCGAAAGCGAGGUAUUUGUCGGUGUGGGUAGGUUUACGGUAGACACUUGUCUCUAAAUUACCCUGAACCCCUCUGGACACAUUUAAAUCAAGAAAGGGCAAAUGUCUAUCCCUUUCACGCUCAAGGGUGAAUUGGAUCGACGGCUCAACUGAAUUCAAAUGCGACAAGAGGCGCUCCGCUUCAUUUCCGGAUACCGCAGAAAUAACAUCAUCGACAUAUCGUUUCCAGAAAAAGGGUUUAACCGGUGAAGUGGCUAAGGCCCUUUAUUCCACGUCUUCCAUUACCAUGUUAGCAAUGACAGCAGAGACGGGCGAACCCAUCGCUGUACCAAAAACUUGUUGAUAGUAUGUGCCGUUAUAUGUUGUUAGGGUGAAGUCUCAUAUGAAUAGCCUCUUUGACCCUGCGCGUGUAGUAAUAAGGGUCACGAUCAAAAAACUUUACUUCGUUCCAGAGUUGCUUGUGUCCGGUGUUGUGGGCAUGCUCUGAAACGGCGGAGGUCUCGGUGCGGGCGAGUGGAAUGUCUCGAUCGUGCUCCUUAAUUCUGUCUUGGAUAGGGAAUCCUGUAAACUACGCCAUCUUGUUUAGCCGGGUCGACAGCGUCUUUUGGUCGUAGUAACUGAGAUCUUAGCCUAGUCUCCGACUUGAAAACAGCGCGUACGCCUUGUUGUUGUAGGCAACGGCGAAGCUGUUCGGACAGACCUUUGACAUAAGGUAAAACCGCAGUAGCUUUGAACUCGUUGGCGGGUUCGGCCCUGUUGUUUGGUUUUCCGGUCUUGGUAAGUUUCUGCAAGAAAGGAGAAGGAUAACCAUUAGAAACCAGAACAGAUGACAGAUGUUUUUUCUCCUCGGAGAUGACGGAGGGUUUUGUUACGAGACGUUUGGCGCGCUCGUGAAGGCACUUAACAAUACCGCGUUUUACUGAUUGAGGGUGGUGUGAAUCAUACGCUAAGUAUUGAUCGGUGUGCGUGGACUUCCUGCAUUCGCUGGUGGUGAGGCGGCCAUCAGGUUCUCUUAAAACUGCGGUGUCUAGGAAGGCGAGUUUGUUGUCUUUCUCUGUCUCCAUGGUGAAGCGGAUGGAAGGCUACUGGUUGUUUAAAUUCUGUAAGAAGUCAUUUACGUUUUCGCGAUCCAGGAUAGUAAAGGUGUCGUCCACGUAGCGUUUCCAGAUCCUAGGCUCGCAGGAUGAUGUAGUUAUCGCCUGUUCUUCGAAACUUUCCAUGUAAAGGUUAGCGAUGACAGCGGAAACCGGACUCCCCAUGGCGUCUUUUUGCUCGUAAAUCGAUCCGUUAUACAGGAAGUAUAUGGAUCUCAAUACGAAGGUCAAAAGGUCAGCGAUCUGUGCAGGCGUCAGCGUGGUGCGGUCUGCAAGGUUUGGGUCGUCCUCGAGUUUCUGCAUUGCGGCUUGUUCAGCGGCGUCGAUAGGAACGUUGGUAAACAGCGAUUCUACGUCGAAAGAUGCCAUGAUCUCGUUAUCUAAGAUGGUAUCAUUGCUGGAUACGAAGUGGGCUGAAUUGGUUACCGUGUACUCUUUUCUUGUUAAAGGAGACAAGAUCUUGGUUAAGUAAGCGGAUAAAUCAUAUGCAAAGGUGUUUACGCACGACACCAUAGGUCUUUGCGGUACAUCGGCCUCAUGGAUCUUCAGUAAAUCAUUGAUUCUAGGCGGAAUUAAUUUAAUUUAAUUCUUACCAAUAGUGCUCUUUUUUGAGUUCAAAUGCAGGUUAACAUUUUGCUGUUUUUCUAUCAGUUAUACUGCUAAACGUACUUGGACAUAAUCAAGCUGCUGGAUCCGAACUAUUAUUACCUGUGCCGGAACAAGCAGAGAGAGCUGAUGACCCCAAAACAAAUAAUCCAUUAUUACCUGAUCCGGAACAAGCAGCGGGAGCUGAUGACCCUAAACCAAAUAACCCACCAGACAUAGAUGUUUGGGACGUAAUUUUAUCAUUUAAAGAAUCAACUGGUUUAUUCUUACGAUAUUUAAUUUCGAAACUUCAUCUUCGAGUGCGUAACAAAGGGAAAGGGAGCUGGCAUAUAACAGUUGAAUGCAGUUCAUCCCAAGUUCUUGAAGGAUUGUGGGAGGAUUAUCGCAGUGGUCAUCUUAAUUCAGUCGCCCAGGAAAUGCUAAUAACACAACAGGUUUUGGGGAGACUUGGUCUUACGAAGCUGAAGCUGAGGAAAGAUGGUUAA